UUACCUGCAGAACUCAUUUGUGUAUUGAAAUACAACGGUUGAGAAUUACAUCAACAGAUCAAUCUAUCACUUAGAUUAUUUGCUAUAGUGGCUGACAUCAGAUGCAUAAGGUUCCCUAUCACAAAUGGCAUGCGCGCAUUACAGCAGGGAACUGUUGUAUGCAACCAUAUCUUCAUAUUUAUUAGUAUAUACCAGCAACAAGACAAUCAAACCCUCUCUUGACAAUUACAAGUAACUUAGUAGUCAUAUAUAUAUAUUAGAGUAGUGUACGCCUAAGUCUUCAUGAAACAGCAGCAAUUACUUGGACUUAAAUACCCAUUUCCAGCAAGAAUCUGAGAGAGAGGGAGAGAGAAAAAAAAAGAUGGUGCAAGAUGAAAUCAGAAAGGGUCCCUGGACAGAACAAGAGGACAUCCUUCUGGCGAACUUUGUUCACUUAUUUGGAGAUCGACGAUGGGAUUUUAUAGCCAAAGUUUCAGGUUUGAAGGUGUGGCGGGAGACAAUGAAAUAGGUUUGAACCGAACUGGAAAAAGUUGCAGGUUACGGUGGGUUAAUUACCUGCACCCUGGUCUCAAAAGGGGAAAGAUGACUCCCCAUGAAGAACGCCUCGUCCUUGAACUUCAUGCCAAAUGGGGAAACAGGUGGUCGAGAAUUGCUCGAAAAUUACCAGGGCGUACUGACAACGAGAUUAAGAACUAUUGGAGAACCCAUAUGAGAAAAACGGCUCAAGAAAAGAAACGGGCCAUCCCCAUCUCACCAUCUUCAUCAUCUUCAAAUUGUCAUUCAUCAUCAUCAACUGUUACUACAGUCGAUUCCUUGCCCUCCUCUGGUACUGGAAAUAUUGUAAGCUUUUAUGACACUGGGGGCCUUGACAUGGCAGGAAAGAAAAACAGUCCAGAAUUUGAAGAUGGAAAUGGCUACUCCAUGGAUGAUAUAUGGAAAGACAUUGAUAUGCCUGAAGAAGACACAAUAAUAAAACCUCUGCCUGAUAACUACAGUCAACAAGGUUGCAAUUUUUCAUGGGAAUACUGCUGGGACUCACUGUGGAAGAUGGAUGAUGAAGAAGAGAGUAAGAUGUUCUUCCCACCCAAUCAACUUGUUUCUUGUUUCGAUUUUGGGACAGAAUCUGUAACAGGCUAAUUAGACAAAAAAAUUUUCAUUUAUUUGUUUCAUACUGUAAUACUAGUAUUUUGCUAGGGAAAAUCUAACCUGUAUAUAGCUGGGUUUUCUCUAAGCUUUUCUGAGCAACAGUCCUGCAUAUCACUGUAAUAAUAUAUCAUCGUCGCUGUAGCUUGUGUGAUUUAAAACUCUAAUUAGUCCUCAGAGAGGAAGAGACUUGUUAUGUUAAUGGAUGUAUGUUAUAAAAUUCUCCCUUUUUAUCUUAAAA
Molecule: messenger RNA, 1384 nt
Organism: Gossypium raimondii (Peruvian cotton)
Lineage: Eukaryota; Viridiplantae; Streptophyta; Magnoliopsida; Malvales; Malvaceae
Product: transcription factor MYB59
Exons: 3
Coding region: 451-1137 (228 amino acids)
Biological process (GO): regulation of DNA-templated transcription
Cellular component (GO): nucleus
Molecular function (GO): DNA-binding transcription factor activity; sequence-specific DNA binding
Source: RefSeq, a predicted model, not a curated record